AUGGCUGGUGCUAUUGUUGAUUUUGUAGUUGGAAAGCUGAAGGAGCAAGCUUUCCAAGAAGUAAUAUUCCAGUGGAAAAUCAAAGAUGAGGUUGACAAAAUCAGUGCUCGGCUAGCCAACAUGAAAGGCUACAUUGAGGAUUCUUCAGGCAAAGGGAAACAAGACACCAAAGUAGCAGAGAGCUGGGUGACACAACUGAGGGAUACCACACUUGAAGUUGAGGACUUGGUGGAGGAGUUCAUGUUGGAUUCCAAGCUUGUGGAACUCAAUACUCCUCCCUUCAAUUUCUGUGAAGUCAAGUCCCUGUUUGCCAACGUGCAGAGCUUGGUGGAGAGGGUGAAGAUCCAGUUUUGCUUCCAUCAGCAGUUAAAAGCCAUGGAUGAGAAGCUACUUGCUCUGGAAACAGAAAAAUCAAAGUACGGUAUAAAACUCAAGACAAACGACGAGGGAAGAAAUGAGUUACUGAUGGGCAGUGGGAGUGGAUAUAUGGUGGGGAUAGACGCGGUGGGGAUUAAGGAUCAGGUGGAGGACAUAGCACAACUCAUUCAGAAACGUAGAGAGCAGAUGUUGGUGAUCACAGUUUGGGGAGCCGGAGGUUGUGGGAAAACCACUUUGGCCAAGCAAGUUUACGAAAGAGUGAAGAAUGGUGGGAACAUCAAAUAUUUUUGUUGGGUUGAUGUAAACCACUCCUCAGAUAUUGAAUUUGUUCUGAGGGCAACAAUCAAUGGGCUGUACACAAGUGUUGGAACAAAGAUGCCGUCUGAACUGGAGAAAGCAGAUAGCAAAUCUCUUGAGCACCACAUCCGCGAUUACUUGAUGGAAAAAAGGUAUGUUGUAUUCUUUGAUGAUGUGUGGGAUAAUGAGCUGUUGAGUCAAAUCAACCUUCCGGUCCAUAAAGAAUCUGCAAUUAUUAUCACUAGCCGUGAUAAAGAUAUUGCUAAAGGCUCCUUUAUUCCUGCUACACCUCAGUUUGUUGAGGUGAAGCCACUAGACUCCAAUAUAGCAUGCGACCUUUUCUGCAAAUAUGCUUUUCCUCCUCCUGCUAAGCCCGAGGGCAACUGGCCUAACGAGGAGGUUAAAAAAUGGGGAGAAGCAUUGGUUAAGAGAUGCUCGGGUUUACCUGUUGCAAUUCUUGCAAUGGCUGGGUUGAUGUCCACAAAGGGUGAUUAUCUAAAGAAUUGGAAGGAAGCUGUGGAAAGCCUUGAGUACUACUCAGCAGAAUCUGAAGAAAGUGGGAGUCUAAAAUGUGUGAACAGAGCCCUAUUGUUGAGUUACAAUGAGCUCCCAACUCACCUCAAGUCAUGUUUCUUAUACUGUGCAAUGUUCCCCAAAACAAAGAGCAUUCAUGUCAAAGAGUUGAUCCGGAUGUGCAUAGCGGAGGGGUUUAUCGCAGAGCAUGGUGGCAGAGCACUAGAAGUCAUAGCAAAGGAUUACCUCCUUCAGCUCAAUAACAGAAGCUUGAUUCAGAUCGUCCCCACAGAGUCUAUAUAUGUUAGAAGGGACGACGACGAAAUUAAAAUGCAUGACCUGUUCCGUGAUGUAGCUGGUGAGGUGAUUAGAAGGGAAAUGUUUUCUGAAAUCAAAUUGAGUGGAAUGCAUAAUACCAAAGUUGAGUGGAAUCAAAGGCGUAGUUUGAUAAUCCUGAAGGAACGCGAGGGAAAGGUGACUCUUGAAAAGGUCCCUCAGAUGAAGAAGCUACGUACACUCAUCAUCGACGGUGGAGGGAUUAUUGUGAAUUCGCUCCCUCAGAUGCUCCAAAACAUGAAGUUGCUCAGAGUUUUGGCGUUGGGAUGGUUACCUGGUGUGGAGGAACUACCCAAUGAGGUUGGGGAUCUAAUUCAUCUUAGGUACUUAAGUCUGAAUGGUAAUUAUAAGAUGAGACAUCUCCCUGAUUCCUUGGGAAGAUUGCACAAUCUACAGACAUUGGAUUUAAGACGUACUUCGGUGAGUAGUUUGCCUAAAUGCGUGUCACAGCUUAUGCAGCUGAGACAUCUCUUUGGGCACUAUAACUUACAAUUGCCAGAUAUUGUAUUCACAUCUUCUCAGCUUCAAACAUUAUCUGGCAUGGUGAUUAAUACCAUUCAAGCAAGAGAAUUAGUAAACCUCACACAACUCACUGAGUUAGACAUAAUAUUCACGGAAGGGGAGGAAUGCUGGAGAGCAAUUUGUGAUUCUGUCAAUAAAAUGACAAAUCUUUGCUCUCUACUUAUUCGUUAUAAAUAUAAUCGAUUCAUUAAAGGUGAUGGUAUGGUAUGGGAAUUUGGAAAUUUCUCACCACCCCUUUAUCUGGAGAAGCUCGCGCUCUUUUAUUUUCAGAAAUUGGUAAAGUUUACCUCCACUCUUAGCUAUCUUCGCUCAAUCUAUAUAGAACAGUGUGAUGUGGAUGGGGAUUUCUUCAAUAGUUUGGAGAAACUGCCAAGCCUGGUGUGCCUCUACAUUCACUCUUACAGUGAAGAACAGUUAUUGUGCAGUGACGGAAGCUUUCCAAAACUCAAGAAGCUGGAGAUAAAGUGCGAGAAGCUUACCAACUGGGAAAUUGGAAAAGGAGCUUUGAAAUGUGUUGAGUCAGUAUCUAUGAUUUCUUGCACACGUCUAGAAAUGGUUCCAGAAGGGUUGAGAGAACUUGAGUAUUUGAAAGAAUUGCAUCUAUUCCACCCAUCUCAACAACUUGCUCAAAGGAUAUGUGUUAAAGGAUCAGAUCGAUGGAAGAUUAGACAUAUACCAAGAGUUGCUAUUCAUCAUGAUAAUAGUAAAGCCGUCUGGUCACAAUUCAAAACAAUGAUAGAUGAUGGAGUCCUCCAACUAAUAAAUAAAGUGCAGGUAUGA
Ipomoea triloba (trilobed morning glory) is the source of this 2826-nucleotide messenger RNA. RefSeq names its product disease resistance protein RPM1-like. The record is from RefSeq and is a predicted model, not a curated record. Gene Ontology annotation, molecular function: ADP binding. Bases 1 to 2826 code for a protein of 941 amino acids. Gene Ontology annotation, biological process: defense response to other organism. Lineage: Eukaryota; Viridiplantae; Streptophyta; Magnoliopsida; Solanales; Convolvulaceae. The transcript has a single exon.